AUGACGGAGUAUAAUUUCGAAGGAGAUUUCUCUAACUUAAGUGAACGUCAACUAGAGUACAUCAACAAAGUGGUUUUAGAACAAAAUUUAAAAGUAAACAAAGUAGUAUUCAAUUCAUUUGGACAAGCUGGUGAUAAUUUUGGGGCAAAUGUGAAGAGAAUCAGCAUAGAAGGAGAAAAUGGAAGCAUGAAGAUGAUUAUUAAAAUUGCAGCUGUAGAUGAAAUAGUACAGGUACUACCUAAACUAGUGGCACUGCAGAAAGCAGCAAGAGUACCAGAAGAAGAACAUCUAAGAUACGCAAAGUGUUAUGGAUCUCUAGAUGAAGCACCAAAUGAAGUGAUAAUGUUAGAAGACCUUAAGGAAUCUGGUCAUAUAAUGUUGGAUAAGUACGAACCGUUACAAGAUGACGUUGUGAGAAAUAUUUUGAAAACUUUUGCAAUUUAUCAUUCUUUAUCUCACGUCUUGAAGAAUAAAGAACCAGCUACGUACAAAUGUUUUGAAAUUAAGUUAAGAGAUGUGUGGUCAGUGAUGUCUGCAACACCGGAAUAUACGAACAAUUUUAAAGGCAUUGAUGACGCUACUGUAUCAAUUGUUGAGAACGAAACUCACAAGGACAUCGUCAAAAAUAGAAUAACAAAUAUGUUUAAACUGGUCCUUAAACUAGUUAAAGAAGAAAAUACUAAAUAUUCUGUCAUUCAACAUGGUGAUGCUUGGACGAACAAUAUCUUGUUCAAACUUGUGGAUGGUGAAGUAGGACCCUCAACAAUGAUUGAUUACCAAGGAGCUAGAAGAAAUAAUCCUGUGAUGGACAUCCUUUACAUGAUCUUCAAUGGAACCGACUAUGAGACUAGAAAAAAUAACUUCUACAACUGGUUGGACUAUUACCAUUCGGAAUUAGAUAAAUCCUUGUCGUACUUUAGUCUUAAAGCUGACGUAAUAUAUCCCAGGGACCAACUGGAUGCUGAUGUGAAGAAAUAUAGUGAAUUAAUAUUUGGUGUAGUUUUAUUCACAAGCAAUAUUUUGAACAGGGAUGUAAAUGAAACCAAAGAAGUGAUAGACAAUAUGGAACACAGUGGGCUAACUGAACUAAUAUCUUCAAUGGCAAACACUAAAAUGAAGGCUGAAUCUGAAAACCGUGCGAGAAAGAAAAUUGAAGGAAUAAUUGAUAGUUAUACUGAAUUUGGAUUUUUUGAUCAUUUUCAAAUUAAAUAA
Spodoptera littoralis (African cotton leafworm) is the source of this 1212-nucleotide messenger RNA. The record is from the annotation of a GenBank genome assembly. NCBI's taxonomy places the organism in Eukaryota, Metazoa, Arthropoda, Insecta, Lepidoptera, Noctuidae.